AUGGCAAUUGUUGCUAGUUUAAAUUGGAAAUAUUGUACGAGGUCAGGAAAGAGUUAUGUGAAGCAGAGACCGGAAUGGUUGAGGCACUCCUCUCUAUGUCUGCAUCCAGUCAGUACACUCAGAAACCAGGAAUACAUCACUGAAUUUUUGUGUGCAAUGAUGAUGGUCGAAGAAGGUUGUGUUCACGAUCCAAUGCUGUCGGAAAAUCUACAGUCACAUCAGAACUGUAUAUGUUGUGAUAAAGAAAUAUGUGACUUCACAUUCUCAUUGCAAGAAUCAGAUGAAGACAAAAGAAACGUUGAUAUUCAAGAGGAUAGUACUUUGUGUGCUUCCUAUGAUCAUAAUUUAGGUACUUAUUAUGGGGAAUGGCACGAAUUCUUUAAAGUACUUCAGUCUUCUGAUGGCAUUCAGAAUAAUUAUUUAAGCGCAUUGUCAAAAAAUACAUUGAAGGAAAUUUUUAUCAAACGAACAAAUGCUCAUCUUUGGGAUUCCUCCAGUGGUCCACGUAAGCCAUACCAGCGAUUCCGGAAUAAACGUUUUGUCUGUGAUGAAUGUAGUCAUUCUUUUACUCUGAAACAGAAUGUCCAAUAUCACAUUCUUACUUAUCAUUUGGGUAAUCAGACUAUUAGAUCGAAUCAUGGCAGACGCUUUAUUUGCCUCAACUGUCAAAAGAUGUUUCGGGAUGAACAAGCUGCGGAGCAACAUCACCGUCGUCAACAUGAGCAGGAACCAAAAACACCGAUUCAUCGCUGUACCACGUGUGCGCGUAUUUUUUCCUCGAAAACUCAGUUAAAGGAACAUAUUACCAUACAACAUUUGUUAAAAUGCGGGGCACGUUUCGGACGACAAGGAGGUCUUAGACGCCAUUUUGUUAUGGUGCACACAAAUCGUCGAUACUACUGUACAUACGCUGAUUGUACGCAUGCUGGCUUCAAGUGUUCGAAGGCCUUGGCUGCACAUAUUCGUUCAGUACAUACCAAAGACAGACCCUUUGCGUGUUAUCAGUGCGGAAAGCGUUUUGUUCGACGCAAUGAUCAACGUGUUCACGAACGGCUGCAUAGUACCAAGAGGGAAAACAGUUGCAAAAAGUGUGGACAGCAUUUUCGUGGUCUAGUUAGUCGCCAAGCACACGAAAGAACAUGUAAAGUGAUUAAUAAUGUUGGUGCUGAUGCAGUUUCUUCUGAGAAAUGUGAUACACCUUCAUUGAAUUCAACUGAACUUUUAGAAUCUUUAUUCUGA
Thelazia callipaeda (thelaziosis nematode) is the source of this 1239-nucleotide messenger RNA. Lineage: Eukaryota; Metazoa; Nematoda; Chromadorea; Rhabditida; Thelaziidae. The record is from the annotation of a GenBank genome assembly.